UAACAGAUUUCCUUUUGAGCGAAAAAACUGAAGAGAUACAUAGAACGUGACGGUGGUACGCCGACGUGCUUCCGAUGGCAUCCAAGGACCAUGGAGGCGGUGCUCCUCGGGAAGACGGAUCUGACGAGGACUGCGGCUGCGGGUCCUGGACGAUAGCUCUGCUCCUGUACACGUCCUUCUGGCUGGUCAUGGUGUACCUGCCGCCCAUGGAUUCCUUGCCCGGGAUCCGGGAGCUCGACGGCUCGCCGCCAUCCAACGACGACAAGCCCACCACGUGCUCCGUGGAGCUAGCCGGCGCCAGGGGGCUCGAGCCAGCGCUGGCUCCGGGCGCGACCUCGCCGGCAUUCGACCUCGUCGUGCACGUCGACAACGGCCGCGUCUAUGAGCUGUGCCAUGGCGGCGGCGACGUCGUCGUCUCCUACGCGGGCGUACCCCUCGCGCGCGGGCGCACGCCGAGCUUCCGGCUGCCGGCAAAGACUACGGGGCGGUGGGCGGUGAACGUGACGGGCGUGGGGCUGGGGAUCCCGGCGGAUUUGUCUCGCCUCAUGACGGCGGAGCGGAGAUGGGGGGUGGCCCAGCUGGAGAUCGACAUGGGCCUGGCCUGGCAGUCCUUCACGUGCGACGUUUUGGUUGACGGGCAACCCGGCGCAUCAGCGUGCAGGCUAGCUUAACACGUUUUGUUUUGUCUCAGUCUCAGUAGAUUCAUAUGGAGCUACGUAAGAACACACAAGAAUUACACAAUAGAUUCUCGUUUGAGUGCGAACCAAAUUGUGAUUUGAUGGUUAGAGAGACUGUGGUAUCACUAGCCCAUCAAGGUUUAAGUCCUAGUGCUCGCAUAUUUCUAGAAUUUUUUCAGAAUUUUCGACGAUGCGCAUCCAGUGGGAGGAGACAU
Triticum aestivum (bread wheat) is the source of this 892-nucleotide messenger RNA. RefSeq lists its product as uncharacterized. The record is from RefSeq and is a predicted model, not a curated record. The coding region runs from base 75 to 671 and encodes 198 amino acids. NCBI's taxonomy places the organism in Eukaryota, Viridiplantae, Streptophyta, Magnoliopsida, Poales, Poaceae. The transcript has a single exon.